Pipistrellus kuhlii (Kuhl's pipistrelle) is the source of this 1064-nucleotide messenger RNA. It is a transcript of the gene GEMIN7, whose product is annotated as gem nuclear organelle associated protein 7. Bases 250 to 645 code for a protein of 131 amino acids. The record is from RefSeq and is a predicted model, not a curated record. The transcript has 3 exons. Gene Ontology annotation, cellular component: SMN-Sm protein complex. Lineage: Eukaryota; Metazoa; Chordata; Mammalia; Chiroptera; Vespertilionidae. Gene Ontology annotation, biological process: spliceosomal snRNP assembly. Gene Ontology annotation, molecular function: RNA binding.
CCGGCCCGGAGCCGCCCGCCCGCGACCACGUGGGGCGGCGGCGGCGGAACGCAGGCUGGCGGCGCGCGGCCCGCCCGGGCCUCUGGCGCGGGGACGCCGGCGGAAGUGGGGCGCCGGCGCGCAGCGCUCGGACAGUCGGAACCUUCCUACCACCAUCUCCCUGGCCUGGCAGACAUCAGCUGGUCGUCCUUCAGGAUCUGCCCAAUCCAGAGCCGGUAGCUCGUUGGUCCAUUAUCAGCAGCCUGGACAAUGCAGACUCCACUGAGCAGCCCUGUGCCUGUGCUCCGGCUCCCCCGCGGCCCCCAGGGCCUGAGCAGGGGCUUUGCGCCUGACGGACGGAGGGCUCCCCUGAAGCCAGAGGUUCCUGAAACCCCGGAGUCUCCUGCAGUUCACGAAUGUCAGGAGUCCCAGGAACAGCGGGCCCGAGCCGUCCUCCGGGAGCGCUAUCUCCGCAGCCUGCUGGCCAUGGUGGGCCGCCAGGUCAGCUUCACCUUGCACGAGGGUGUGCACGUGACCGCCCACUUCGGAGCCACUGACGUGGACGUGGCCAACUUCUACGUGUUGCAGCUGCAGACGCCGAUAGGUGUGCAGGCGGAGGCGCUGCUCCGGUGCAGUGACAUUAUUGCUUACACCUUCAAGCUAUGAAGACAUUAUUGUGGCCACCUCCUGCCUUAGGCCUCGCCACAAAUUCCCAGGCUUCCAGCAGUUCCAGGUCUCUGGGCCUCACAGAGUUCAGAAUUCCCUUGGAGUUUUGAGCCAAGCUCCAAGCAACUGACUUCUUCAGAUCUCCGGUGUCUAGUCAGUAAAAUUCUGCAACCCCACAAGUUCUAGGUCCCAUUGAAAGGAAUGCUCUACCUCACAAAACUUUAAAGUCUACAGAAAUGUGGGUCUUGGGACAGAUCCUGAAGACUGGAGGUGGGUGGGGUUAGGGAGGGGGGCAGUGGGAAUAAAGGAAGGCAAAUUGCAGAGUGGGAAAUUGUUUAUUACAGAAGUUGCAAAGUUCAGUCACCCUGAAGAAAUUUCCCCAAUACUACUGUCCUGCCAAAGAACAAUUAUUAUUACAG